Molecule: messenger RNA, 798 nt
Organism: Penicillium samsonianum
Lineage: Eukaryota; Fungi; Ascomycota; Eurotiomycetes; Eurotiales; Aspergillaceae
Product: glycoside hydrolase family 128 protein
Exons: 1
Coding region: 1-798 (265 amino acids)
Biological process (GO): fungal-type cell wall polysaccharide metabolic process
Cellular component (GO): fungal-type cell wall
Source: RefSeq, a predicted model, not a curated record
AUGGUCUCUUUCACCAAGCUUUUCACCGCCGGCCUAGUCGCCACUUCUGCUAUGGCCGCCCCCAUGGAGGCCAAGCGUGCCUCCUCCGGCAAGCGUGGUGCCGCCUACAACGACAUCACCACCGUGUCUGCUCUGACUAGUGCUGGCUCUAUCUCGUGGGCCUACAACUGGGGCGGCUCCGUCUCUGGUUCGCUCCCCACAAACGUCGAGUUCGUCCCCAUGCUCUGGGGCCCCAACUUUUUCGGCGGCUGGGUUACCGCCAUCGAGAGCGCUUUGUCCAGCGGCAGCAGCUACAUUCUGGGAUUCAACGAGCCCGACAUGGCUUCGCAGGCUAACAUGAGCCCCUCGGAUGCUGCCAGCUACUACAUGACCUACAUCACCCCGUACUCCGGCCAGGCGAAGCUGAUUUCGCCCUCCGUCACCUCCUCCACCGACACCGGAGCUGGCCUUAGCUGGUUCGAGUCUUUCAUCGGUAGCUGCAGCAGCUGUGGUAUCUCCGGUCUGGCCGUUCACUGGUACGGCAACACUGCCGACGAGUUCAAGUCCUUCGUCACCCAGGCCGUCGAUACUGCUUCCAAGUACAACCUGUCCGAGGUUUGGAUCACCGAGUUUGCUCUCAACGCUGAUAUGAACGGCGCUAUGGAUGCGUCUGCUACUGCUGCUUUCCUUAACGAGGUUAUCCCUUGGUUGGAUUCGCAGACAGGCGUCGCUCGCUACUCUUACUUCAUGUGCGCUGAGAACUACUUGCUCAGCGGCGGCACUCCCAACCAGGCUGGCCAAGCUUACAUCUCUGCAUAA